AUGUCAACUCUUACAAGUGCUGAAUUGGAUGCGUUUAUUAAAUUCGCCUUAGCUGAUGUUAAGAAAGUGAGUAGCUUAUGGGAUAAAGCGAUCAAGUCUAAACCAUCACCAUCAUCGUCAAAAAAACGAAAGGCUGAAAAUAUAACGGAACUUUCGCCAAAGAAAAGCAAUGCACAAUCACAAAAUACAGAUUUCUUUUUUCUUGGAGUAGAUGCACCUUUGCGAGUGGAUGAAUCUUUAGAUGUUCUCGAGACGUUAAAAUUGGCCGGAUAUCAUGACUUUGAAAUUACAAGCCGGUGGCAUCUCGAGCAAGUCUGCGAAGAUGGAGGCUGGCACCAUCUUUAUUCUGAUCUGACAAUAAAAAAGAAUGCUGAACCCAACCCUGUAGCUUUAGUGGAACUUAUAGCAACCAGGGUUGAAGAAACAUUUCGAACAGAUCCAUAUUGGCCUUCUGACGAGCUACAGGGAAGGGGAUUAAAUGUUGUGCAUUUUUGGCACGAUAAAGAAUUUAGGAAUGUUCGGAUGAGUUCCCGAUCUCGAGAUAUCACUG
Molecule: messenger RNA, 550 nt
Organism: Entrophospora candida
Lineage: Eukaryota; Fungi; Glomeromycota; Glomeromycetes; Entrophosporales; Entrophosporaceae
Source: the annotation of a GenBank genome assembly